AUGUCUGGGCGAUCGGAUUGCAGGAAAUUCGCACCAAACAUCUUCAACAAGAGCAAGUGCACUAACUGCUUUCGGCAGAAGGAGGAGCACAGUGCCGAAGCAUUGGAAUCCAAUAGGUUUUGGGUUCUGAUCAGAGACCGACCAUAG
Chilo suppressalis (striped riceborer) is the source of this 147-nucleotide messenger RNA. Lineage: Eukaryota; Metazoa; Arthropoda; Insecta; Lepidoptera; Crambidae. The record is from the annotation of a GenBank genome assembly.